Messenger RNA from Canis lupus familiaris (dog), 2194 nucleotides. RefSeq names its product THO complex 1 (gene THOC1). The transcript is spliced from 21 exons. NCBI's taxonomy places the organism in Eukaryota, Metazoa, Chordata, Mammalia, Carnivora, Canidae. Gene Ontology annotation, biological process: mRNA export from nucleus; signal transduction; regulation of DNA-templated transcription elongation. Gene Ontology annotation, cellular component: THO complex part of transcription export complex. The coding region runs from base 95 to 2068 and encodes 657 amino acids. Gene Ontology annotation, molecular function: protein binding. The record is from RefSeq and is a predicted model, not a curated record.
CUCUAGCCGCGCUCGGACAGCGCGAUCUCGCUGCUCCCGCCUGACGUCAUCGGCGGGCGCCGCAGCGCGGUGGCGGGCACGCGCAGCCGGGAAGAUGUCUCCGACGCCGCCGCUCUUCAGUUUGCCCGAAGCGCGGACGCGGUUCACGAAGUCUACCAGAGAGGCCCUCAACAACAAAAAUAUCAAGCCAUUGUUGAAUACCUUCAGCCAAUUACCUGGCAGUGAAAAUGAAAAAAAAUGUACCCUUGACCAAGCUUUCAGAGGUGUUCUAGAAGAAGAAAUUAUAAAUCAUUCAUCAUGUGAAAACGUUUUAGCUAUUAUUUCUCUUGCUAUUGGGGGAGUAACUGAAGGUAUUUGUACCGCAUCUACACCUUUUGUAUUGUUGGGAGAUGUUUUGGAUUGUCUUCCUCUGGAUCAAUGUGACACAAUAUUCACUUUUGUGGAAAAAAAUGUUGCUACUUGGAAAUCAAAUACAUUCUAUUCUGCUGGGAAAAAUUAUUUACUACGUAUGUGCAAUGAUCUCCUAAGAAGAUUAUCAAAAUCCCAGAAUACAGUCUUCUGUGGACGAAUUCAACUCUUUUUGGCCAGGCUUUUCCCUUUAUCUGAGAAAUCAGGUCUUAACUUGCAGAGUCAAUUUAAUCUGGAAAAUGUCACUGUUUUCAAUACCAAUGAGCAGGAAAGCACCUUGGGUCAGAAGCACACUGAGGAUAGAGAAGAAGGAAUGGAUGUUGAAGAAGGUGAAAUGGGAGAUGAUGAAGCUCCAACAACUUGCUCCAUUCCAAUUGACUACAACCUGUAUCGAAAAUUCUGGUCACUUCAGGAUUACUUCAGGAACCCUGUGCAAUGCUAUGAGAAGAUUUCAUGGAAAACUUUUCUUAAGUAUUCUGAAGAAGUUCUAGCUGUUUUUAAAAGUUAUAAAUUAGAUGAUACUCAAGCCUCAAGGAAAAAAAUGGAAGAAUUAAAAACAGGAGGAGAACAUGUAUAUUUUGCAAAAUUUUUAACAAGUGAAAAGUUGAUGGAUUUGCAACUGAGCGACAGUAACUUUCGCCGACACAUCCUGUUGCAAUAUCUCAUUUUAUUCCAGUAUCUCAAGGGACAGGUCAAAUUCAAAAGUUCAAACUAUGUUUUAACUGAUGAGCAAUCACUCUGGAUUGAAGAUACUACAAAAUCAGUUUAUCAACUACUAUCUGAAAACCCCCCCGAUGGAGAAAGAUUUUCAAAGAUGGUAGAGCAUAUAUUAAACACUGAAGAAAACUGGAACUCAUGGAAAAAUGAAGGCUGCCCAAGUUUUGUGAAAGAAAGAACAUCAGACACCAAGCCAACAAGAGUAGCUCGAAAGAGAACGGCACCAGAGGACUUUCUAGGGAAAGGACCCAACAAAAAGAUUCUGAUGGGAAAUGAGGAGUUAACAAGGCUUUGGAAUCUCUGUCCUGAUAAUAUGGAAGCCUGCAAAUCAGAAACAAGGGAAUACAUGCCGACUUUGGAAGAAUUCUUUGAAGAAGCCAUUGAACAGGCAGACCCUGAAAACAUGGUUGAAAAUGAAUACAAAGCUGUGAACAAUUCAAAUUAUGGUUGGAGAGCCCUGAGACUAUUAGCACGAAGAAGCCCUCACUUCUUCCAGCCAACCAACCAGCAGUUUAAAAGUUUGCCAGAAUAUCUUGAAAACAUGGUAAUAAAGCUAGCAAAGGAAUUACCACCUCCUUCUGAAGAAAUAAAAACAGGUGAGGAUGAAGAUGAGGAAGAUAAUGAUGCUUUACUGAAGGAAAAUGAAAGCCCUGAUGUUCGGCGCGACAAACCUGUAACAGGGGAACAGAUAGAGGUGUUUGCCAGUAAACUGGGUGAGCAGUGGAAGAUCCUGGCUCCCUACUUGGAAAUGAAAGACUCAGAAAUUAGACAAAUUGAGUGUGACAGCGAAGACAUGAAGAUGAGAGCUAAGCAGCUUCUAGUUGCCUGGCAAGAUCAAGAGGGAGUACAUGCAACACCUGAGAAUCUGAUGAACGCACUAAAUAAGUCCGGAUUAAGUGACCUUGCAGAAAGUCUAACUAAUGACAAUGAGACAAAUAGUUAGCUUCUUUCUUUCUUUCCUUUUUUUUUUUUUUUUUUUUUUAUUAAAGCUGUGAUAAGAUUUUGUUACCAAGCAGCAUUUGAUAAAGAGGUCCAAUGGUUUUGGUAAACAAUAAACAUUUUUAUAACA